Labrus bergylta (ballan wrasse) is the source of this 4529-nucleotide messenger RNA. Its product is annotated as MICAL-like protein 2. The record is from RefSeq and is a predicted model, not a curated record. NCBI's taxonomy places the organism in Eukaryota, Metazoa, Chordata, Actinopteri, Labriformes, Labridae. Gene Ontology annotation, molecular function: protein binding.
CCUUCCACUUUCUCAUUUAUGAAAACUUGAUUCCUCGACAACACGAGCUCCCACAGGCUGCCCUUUGUUGGAUCGAGCGUGUUCUGGCUGCUGUGGGAACUUUCACCACAGCGUCGUUGGAGGGAGGGGGGAGCUUCGGAAGCCUCCAACAGAUUCACUCAAACGGAGCAGUCCGGUUCGGAGCUUCGGGAUGUCGGCUGUGAAGGCUCUGCAGCAGUGGUGCCGGAUCCGCUGUGAGGGAUAUCGGGAUGUGAACAUCACCAACAUGACCACGUCUUUCAGGGACGGUAUGGCGUUCUGCGCCCUCAUCCACAAACACAGACCUGACCUAAUCAACUUCGAUUCCCUGAAGAAGGAAAAUGUGUAUGACAACAACAAACUGGCAUUUGAGGUUGCUGAGGUGGAAUUGGGAAUUCCAGCGCUGUUGGAUGCAGAAGACAUGGUGGCUCUUAGGGUUCCUGAUCGACUCAGUAUCCUGACAUACGUCUCGCAGUACUAUAACUACUUCCAUGGACGCUCCCCGAUCGGUGGUUUGGGAGGUAUUAAACGCCCUGCUGAAGAUCCCACAGGGGAACCGUCAGGAAAGAAGAACCAGCCUGUGACAUCGAAAGUGUUUCCCUCUUCAAAACCUGCAAGAGAGAACAGCCCGCCCCCCUCCUCCAACAUCACACAGCCCACUCCUUCCCCAAAACAAACCCGACAUACAAAACAGGUUGUUCCUGUUGAGAAACCCCAUCAGGCAGGCACUCUGAGUAACAAAUGUGUGUUCUGUAACAAGCAUGUUCACCUGGUGCAGCGACAUCUAGUGGACGGGAAGCUCUAUCACAGGCACUGUGCAAAGGCACUGCCAACUAAAAACACAAUGGCACCACUCAGAGAUCUACCCACAAACACCCCUGUUUCCAAAUUCGCUCCUUUACCAGACACCACACAAACCAACAUGACCACUAAUACACCCUCCAGACCAGGACCAGCAUGGAUGUCAGAGAAACCCAGCACCUCUCCUUCUUCCGCCUCAACGAUCUCUACUUUCUCUCCCUCCAAAACUUCUUCCCCUGCUGAAAAAGAGAGUCAGUCCUCUUUAAUAGUCUCCAAACCUUCACAAAUGACUCCCAUCACAACCACCUCCAUCAACACAACGCCCAUUCCUGCUCCUCGUAUCUCAACCACGGCCGCUAAGACAAUGCAAGCCAAGCUCAAGUUCUAUCAGUCGGAUAACACCGCUAAAGAGGAAGAAAAAAAGACUACAACCACAGACAUUGACUUAAAAAAACAGCUGAAUGGGACUGAUAAAGUUAACACAACUAGUGACAAAGAAAAAAAGUCAACAACCACAUACACUGACUUUAAAAAAUACCUGAAAAUGACUAAUAAAGUUAACGCAACUAUUGACAAGGAAAAAAAGUCUACAACCACAAACACUGACUAUAAAAAACAUCUGAAUGUGUCUGAUAAAGUUAACACUACUAUCGAAAAAGAAAAAAAGACUACAACCCCAAGCAUUGACUUAAAAAAACACUUUAAUGAGACUGAUAAAGUUCACAAAACUAAGGACAAAGAAAAAAAGACUGCGAUCACAAACACUGACUUUCAAAAACAUCUGAAUAUCACUGAUAAAGUUAUCACCACUAACGAUGAAGAAAAAAAGACUACAACCAUAAACAUUGACAUAAAAAAAGACCAACAUUUUGCUGAUAAGAACCAGGAGGCCUCAGUGGGACAGGCUGUGACUGUGGUUGUAAAUUGUGGUGGCAAAAAAGGAGAAAAUGUAAGCUUGAACACAGUCGGAGAAAAGACGAAAACAGCAACUGCAGGUGGAGAUUCAGGAAUGGUGAGUGAGAGCAGUAAGGCGAAAGCUUCAGCAGCUGCCUUCAUCUCCAAAACACUGACAGAGGAGAGCAACAAUAACAACAGUAAACCAUCAUGGACGAAUGUAGUGCUAAAGAAAACUGAAAAACCUUCUCAAGUGGAGACUCCAAAGAAGGAGAAGGAGGGAGACAGAGGGAGGGUGAGGCUGAGGCUGAGAGCAGAUCCAUCAAUCCUGGCUGAUCUACAGACUCCAGAGACCCCAAACUCUGCUCCGACCCUAGCAGGAACAAGUGGACUUGGAGCCAGAACUCCAGACCCAAGCGGCUCAAAGUCUAACAGCGUUUCACCAAACAGAUCAGCAGCAUCAGAAAACAAAGAUACUCCAGCGGACUGGCGGUCCAAGCUCAAACCCGUCUCUAAAGAAACAAAACAGACUGGCCCUCCACAGUCCACGCCUAAACCAUCGACUAAUGGAGGUGCAAAGUCACAGACUUCAGGGCUUUCAGUUGGGCCUUCACCAUCCACUCAUCUCUCCGACCCAAGCAUUUCUGUCACUCCACCAGCAUCAAAGGAAUUCCUGAAUGGUCAGAAAGGUCUCACUACAAAUGGCUCCAAGUCGGAGUCAAAGAUUAUCAAGUCAAAGCCAGACUACAUUCAGAAAGAGGACAUAAUAAAGGAACUGAAUGAGAUUGAGGAUAACUUGAACGAGUUGGAGGAGAGGGGAGUGGAGCUUGAAUUGAAGCUUCGCAGCAGUGAGGAGGAGGGUGAAGAUGACUCUCUCAUGGAUGAAGUCAUGGUCGAGUGGUUCAACUUGAUCAGGAACAAGCAGGUGGCCAUACGUCGGGAGUCUGAACUAGUCUACAUUGGAAAAACCCAGGACCUGGAGGAACAGCAGCCCAGUGUUGAACAGGAGCUCAGGAGACUGAUGGAGAAACCAGAACGACUAAAAACAGUAUUGGACAAGAAGAGAGAAGAGGAGCUCAUGGCCAAACUGAUGGAGAUCGUCAAUGACAGAAACGCUAUUGUCGAGGGUCUGGAUGACGACAGACUCAGGGAGGAAGAGGAGGACGAAGAGCUUGACAAGAUGAUGAGGAAUUUCAGUGUAAAGAAAGACAAACCGAAGAAGAAAUCUCCGAUGUCCAAACUGUUCGGCUGGGGAAACAAGAAGGAGGGAUAAUGCUCUAAACACAGGGCUGCUACUGUAUACUUUGAUGUUUUUUUUGCUCUAGUUGUAGUCUUAAUGUCAGCAUACUAAGGCUGUGAUUCAGGGGAUAACAUAGAGAGAGAGAGAGAGAGAGAGAGAGUGUGUUCUGUCAUUUUAAGUGCUUAUAGAAGAAUGCCCUUCCCUCUGUCGAGUGCAUCAAUCAAGAUCUGACGUUCCUCCUGCCUGCCAGUGCUACACACACCCAAACACAGAUGAUGUUGAGGGGUUAAUGACUCACCAGCAGUGAUGUGAUUGGGUUCAGUGCUCCAGUUGUUAGCUUUAAUACCCUUCUAGUCUUAAUCUGUCUACUUAACGCUGUCAAACACGAAACACACACACAGACACUCACAUUUCUUCUCCUUAUAUAUACUCCAGAUGCUAAUAUGAGUUAAAGAACAGAGGUCAGGCAGCUGCUUACAUAUCUCCAGCGACUUUCUGUCUGACCCUGUUGUUGUAAAUACCAUGUUGAACUGCAUUUCUCUUUAUUUCAAAGGUCUUCCUCUGUGUCACGUUGAGAACAAAACACAUUUUUAUUGGACGACAGCAAGUUUACUAGGACAGUUAUUGAUAAGGUGAAAUUUUUUCUUCAUAACCUUUCGAUAUAUAAGAGCAAUUUUCGGACAAAAGGUUUUACUGUAGCCUAUAUUUGGGGGUUUAGGAGUUGUAAGAGGGUUUACAGGAAAACAAUUGGCAGAGAACCAUUAUUUUGUUGCAAGAAAUAAUUAUAACAUUUUCUUUUAAUAUCAGGCCUAAAAGAGCCGGAGACCUCAGAUGUCAGGCCAUGCCUGUUUAUAUGAUAUUAAACAGACAUGGCCUUAUUUUAAUGGGGUUUAAUCCAAAAAGGGCAGAAUGCACUUGUGUGCCUGCAAUCUGAUUGAAGUUAUACUUACUGAACAUUCAUUCAGAGCUUUCAGCUGCAUGUAAAGGUAUAAAGAGUGACAAGAGUCUUUGAAAAACUCCAAAUUAUCACUACGAGUUCUUUAAACUCAGAUUAUCUUCACUGUAUACUACUUUAUAAAUUUUUUAAAAAUCAAAAUAACACUCUUUUGGCUUAAUGUGUUUUAAUGCUCAAAUGUCUUUUUGUUUUUCCUUUUUCACUUUGAGUCAUGUUUGACUGCAGUUGAACGGCUGUGUGUUUAAUCAAGUUCUAAAUGUGGUUUGUGAAGUACGGGCUUUAAACUAGUAGAAUGACUGGACUGGGUGUUCGUUAGUCAUAGAAAAUCUAACCCUGGUCCAUAUUGGAUCUGAAUUUGUACAUCAUUUAAAUAUUUUUCAGCUAAAUGAAUAAAUCGACUCUUUAUUUUCCCGUUGGAAGUGGUUUUUUGAAGAGGUACCAAAGCAAACUUUGUUUUCUGUAUUGCGACCGAACCACUCGCCUAGUGGUUUGGUCACUUUGUAUUUUAUUGUUCUUUUCACAUUAUUCCCCAAUAAUCAGCUGUACCUUUUUGUAUAAAUUGUAUUAUUAAUGGAGAAACAUGUCUGGAUUUUAACUAAAUUAAAAAUAUGAAAAUAUGAA